Molecule: messenger RNA, 17301 nt
Organism: Coregonus sp. 'balchen'
Lineage: Eukaryota; Metazoa; Chordata; Actinopteri; Salmoniformes; Salmonidae
Source: the annotation of a GenBank genome assembly
CUGCAGGUGCAACAAGAUUUUGACAUGUAAACAAAUCUAGCUGGCAAGCUAGCUAGCUAACAGUAUUAUUUUUCUGAUUAGUGUAACGUUAGCAAAUUAGCUAAAUGUACUUAAACCAACAAGCAACCUUUCAUUGAAUGUAUUGCAAAUACGUAUGCUUAUUGCUCACUGCACAUCAGUUUGUCUAGUUAGCUAUCUAGCUAACGUAUGAAAAUGGUAAGUGUUUCUUGGCUUGUUAACGUUAAAUAGCUAACUAGAUAGCUAUUUAGCUACCAUUGCCAUUGGUUAUUCAUAUGCACAGCUGGCAAGAUUGCACGAAUGACAUGAUACAUUGUUAUAUAUAUAUAUAUAUAGCUAGCUAGGUAACAAAAAAACAUGGGACACUAUAGAGACUAGAGUUCUAAUGGCUUACCCAGAGAAAUACCUCGUUGGUUUGCGUUAUUUUGGAUAGCGUAGCAGGGCAAGCUAACCAACCACACAAUUUGCUAUGAUAAGGGUUAGCUACGGUUGUUUACCAUAUUGUUUUGAAUUGGAAUGAUGACCACAACGUAAUAAUGCCAUAUUUACCAAGGAAGGAUUUUAAAAAGUGAGGGAAAUAUAAUUUAUUGCAAACAAAUUUAAAUUAUAAAAGUUCACAAACUACAGAGAACAACACACACACAUAGCUAGUUAAUACAUCUAGCUAGCUACUAUGUAGCUAGCUAUGUCCAUGCUUGUAAUCAUGUUAUUACUUAACACAAGACAGUCAUUGACAUUGUAUCUCAAUGCAUAUUGGCAAAUGUUUGUUUUGUAUUGGGGCACAGAGUACAGUCAUUCUACUCAGGGUAUCUUGAGUAUAAUGACUUAAAGUGUAACUCCACCACGUUUCAACCUCAUUUUCAUUAUCUCCAGCACAAUAUCAGUGUCAACAUUUGUGAAAACGGCGCAUUUCUACGUUUUGUUGAAAGAUAUAUAAAGUUCAGAUGUUCUACCCGAUAUGACAUCUUCAAAAAGUAAGCAUUUCACUGUUAGUCUACAACUGUUGUUUACGAAGCAUGUAAAAAAUACAAUUUGAUUGAUUUGAAAAGUUAAAACAAGACAAAACUAUGAGAUUCGCGGAGAAGUCGGGAGCAAAAAAUACCCUCCCUUGGGAUAGAAACCCGUUGCAGUUUUAAAAAGCACAGUUUCUUACAUUUAAUCCUACCCUUUGAUAUCACAGAGAAGCAUUUUUUUUAGGACCUUUCUUCUUAUCAUUUUAACCACAGAUCAUAGAAACGCACUGUUUCACAUAUGUAGACACUGGUUUGGUGCUGGAGCUGAUGAAUGAGGUUGAAAAGUGCCGGAAUUGCCUUUUUAAUAUAAAUUGGAUAAGCUAAGCAUAGUGUUUUUCCCCUUUGCCAUGAGACAUCAGUGACUGGGUGCUGUAGAUGUCUCCUGUUCCAUGAAUCCCAUGAAUUAGCUAAUACCUCUCUCCCUGUUUCUUUGCCCAGAUAUACCACAUCCCCUGGAUAUAUUUGCCGGUGCGGACUGCCCUAGCAAUCUGGCACCAGCUGACAAAGUCUGAGGUCAGACAGCUCUCUGUUCCACUGUCGUCGCCUGCUCUCCUCUUUACCAAUGCCUAGUACAGUUAAUUCAUCAAAAUCCAUCUCUGCUAAGCAGUAACUGCAUGUAUUUUGUCUGACAGUUUCUCAUUUUGAUUUACAAUAUGCAUCAAAACUGUCCGAAUUCCCACACUAUUUGUAGUCUAUUAGAAUGCACUGUAUUUGGUGAUUUGGGUAUUAGUCCCGGGCCUGGUUUCCCGAUAGCGAUGGAAUUUAGGCUUAAAAGUGUUUUAACGAUGCAUCCUUCCUACCGAAGAUGUAACAUGCGUUUCCCAAAACACCACGCAGAGAGAACAAUCUUAGCGAUGCUUACCCUAUAAAAAUGCACUUAAUCACUGAUUUGGCACAUCAUUGCGCACAUGUUAGGCUACACAUCAUUACAUAUAUUGAGAUUACAGACAGUAGCCUACAAGUAGCUAAAUAUAACUCAAUUUAUUGAACAUGAAAUGUAUUAUGAUUGAAAUACGCCUAUAGCCUAGCAUAUUUAUUGUAUUGCAGUCAUCUAGGUUUUCAUUUGAAGCAUGUUUUAAUACGUCGCUUGUUUGUAUCAAUUGCAAAGACAUGGACAACUUCGUAUUUGUAGUCAACUUUGUUCUGAAGUUGGCGGCGGUCACAGAGACUCUAUGUUUAGUGGAGAUCUUCUGUGUAUGAAGUGGGAGGGCGACGCAUUUAGCUAUUCGACGAGUGGUCUGAGGCAGGCUUUAGAUUACAAGUGUUUUCAAGUGCAACGUUAAUAACGAUGGUUUUGGGAAAUGGCUUGGAGAUUUAACAAUGCUCCUACGAAGGUUCUAAAAAUGAAUUUAGCCUUAAGAUGCUUUUGGGAAACCGGGCCUUGGACGAGUCUAUAAUAAAUUAGCCUAAUAACUGCAAACUGUGUGGAUUUGGAAGAAUUGUAUCCUAUCCUCUCCUAUUUUGCUCUUCAAGUCAUCCUAGGCUGUGUAGUAGCUUUGUAAUGGUAAAAAUAGGUAUUCGUGUGAAGUCUACUAAUACUAACUUGGAAGAAAUAGGCUACAUUUUGAGAAAUGCUGGCUCUGUAGUUGACUAAUACAUUAAAUCAAUUAACUCAGCAUGCAUGAUAAAUAUGGUCUUAACGUGGUGGCGGGAGUAGGAUCUCAAAACAUAACUAACCACAGUGUUUUCAAGCAGGCCUAUGUGGAUUAGCGUUGUCCCCUAUUUUCUACAUUUGUCCCUUUGCGCCCCCUACAGUUUGAUAGCAACAAUAGCACGUGUGGGAUUUGUAUUAUUAUUUUGGAUUCAGACUAAAGAUUUUGCAGGUUUUCCUACUUACAAAGCAUGUAGAGGUCUGUAAUUUUUAUCAUAGGUACACUUCAAAAUCCAGAAAAUCACAUUGUAUGAUUUUUAAGUAAUUAAUUUGCAUUUUAUUGCAUGACAUAAGUAUUUGAUACAUCAGAAAAGCAGAACUUAAUAUUUGGUACAGAAACCUUUGUUUGCAAUUACAGAGAUCAUACGUUUCCUGUAGGUCUUGACCAGGUUUGCACACACUGCAGCAGGGAUUUUGGCCCACUCCUCCAUACAGACCUUCUCCAGAUCCUUCAGGUUUCAGGGUUGUCGCUGGGCAAUACAGACUUUCAGCUCCCUCCAAAGAUUUUCUAUUGGGUUCAGGUCUGGAGACUGGCUAGGCCACUCCAGGACCUUGAGAUGCUUCUUACGGAGCCACUCCUUAGUUGCCCUGGCUGUGUGUUUCGGGUCGUUGUCAUGCUGGAAGACCCAGCCACGACCCAUCUUCAAUGCUCUUACUGAGGGAAGGAGGUUGUUGGCCAAGAUCUCGCGAAACAUGGCCCCAUCCAUCCUCCCCUCAAUACGGUGCAGUCGUCCUGUCCCCUUUGCAGAAAAGCAUCCCCAAAGAAUGAUGUUUCCACCUCCAUGCUUCACGGUUGGGAUGGUGUUCUUGGGGUUGUACUCAUCCUUCUUCUUCCUCCAAACACGGCGAGUGGAGUUUAGACCAAAAAGCUCUAUUUUUGUCUCAUCAGACCACAUGACCUUCUCCCAUUCCUCCUCUGGAUCAUCCAGAUGGUCAUUGGCAAACUUCAGACAGGCCUGGACAUGCGCUGGCUUGAGCAGGGGGACCUUGCGUGCGCUGCAGGAUUUUAAUCCAUGACGGCGUAGUGUGUUACUAAUGGUUUUCUUUGAGACUGUGGUCCCAGCUCUCUUCAGGUCAUUGACCAGGUCCUGCCGUGUAGUUCUGGGCUGAUCCCUCACCUUCCUCAUGAUCAUUGAUGCCCCACGAGGUGAGAUCUUGCAUGGAGCCCCAGACCGAGGGUGAUUGACCAUCAUCUUGAACUUCUUCCAUUUUCUAAUAAUUGCGCCAACAGUUGUUGCCUUCUCACCAAGCUGCUUGCCUAUUGUCCUGUAGCCCAUCCCAGCCUUGUGCAGGUCUACAAUUUUAUCCCUGAUGUCCUUACACAGCUCUCUGGUCUUGGCCAUUGUGGAGAGGUUGGAGUCUGUUUGAUUGAGUGUGUGGACAGGUGUCUUUUAUACAGGUAACGAGUUCAAACAGGUGCAGUUAAUACAGGUAAUGAGUGGAGAACAGGAGGGCUUCUUAAAGAAAAACUAACAGGUCUGUGAGAGACGGAAUUCUUACUGGUUGGUAGGUGAUCAAAUACUUAUGUCAUGCAAUAGAAUGCAAAUGAAUUACUUAAAAAUCAUACAAUGUGAUUUUCUGGAUUUUUGUUUUAGAUUCCGUCUCUCACAGUUGAAGUGUACCUAUGAUAAAAAUUACAGACCUCUACAUGCUUUGUAAGUAGGAAAACCUGCAAAAUCGGCAGUGUAUCAAAUACUUGUUCUCCCCACUGUAUGUGUGAGAUUUCGGGAGGCUGAAAUAUGAGCUUAGAAUUCAGAAAUGGCCUCGUACAAUUUGUUUGCGAUUUUAUAGAACCACAUUAAUCUUAUUGUCCAUACUGAACAUAUUUCACUAAUCCAUUCAUUCAUUCCAAUUGAAUAGUGUUGAUUUGCCCUGUUGAUUUACUUCCGGCCAGUGAUUGAUUUACUUCCGGCCAGUUUGUUUUAAGCUUCAUCAUAGGAAUGUUUUGGUACUGUAGUAAAUGCAUUACUUGAUUAAUUAGCGGUGUAGAGCCUUGCAGUAUAAUCUACUAACUGUCCCACCCCCCCCCCCCCCGUCCCGUCCCCCCAUCCCCCCCGUCCCCUGCCCCCUUCCUUCCUCACCCCCCACCUGGAACGGUCCCCACUGGUACAGGUAUCCAUCACUAACGCCUGUCUUCUCCUUGUUCCUCAGAUCCCAGAGCUGGCUAAGGCCUCUGUGCUGAUAAGGGACCGCAGCAGAGUGGAGGAGACCAUCCAGGCCAUGCAACGAGCCGGGCCAGAUGCCCUCCAGGUAACCACUGGCCAGAAGUACUGUUUACAGGGUCAAAGGUCACCUAGACCGAGCCAAAAAAGCACACUACAAUAGCUCCCCACAAGAGUGUUUGUUUAUGUUUAUGAGUAGAAAUUUAGCAAACACUUCUGAGUACCAUCCGUGAUGAUGGUGGAGGGGUCGUACUCACACAAUAACAGAGGGGGCAGAAUACUGUGGCGCUGAUGGCACAGCAUAAUCAUAAUGGUCUGACUGCACAGAGGUGCCGGGGAAGAAGGGUGUCCACGGUGGACCAGUGUGUGUGUGUGUUGUGAGGAAGGGGGCUAUCCAAGCUCCAUCAGCCAGGACUAGACAUUGGCUUAUCAAGCCUUUCCAUCCCCGCUCAAUUUUGUCUAACCUCUACAACAAUAUACACAUUUACAUUGCAAGUCUACUCUUUGAGCUGGGCUCGGGGAUGGAACAGCUGUUCAAAUAAAAAAAAUGGUCACAUGCUUCGUAAACAACAGGUGUAGAUUAAAUGUGAAAUGCUUACUUACGAGCCCUCCCAACAAUGCAGAGAGAAAAAAAGAGAGUAAAAAAAAUAGACAAAUAAUAACAAGGAAUAAGUACACAUGAGUAAUGAUAACUUGGCUAUAUACACAGGGUACCAGUACCAAGUUGAUGUGCUGGGGUAGGAGGUAAUUGAGGUAGAUAUGUACAUAUAGGUAGGGAUAAAGUGACCAAGAAACGGGAUAGAUAAUAAACAGUAACAGCAGCGUAUGUGAUGAGUCAAAAGAGUUGCAAAAAGGGUCAAUGCAGAUAUUCCAGGUAGCUAUUCAAUAACUAUUUAACUAACUAUUUAGCAGUCUUAUAGCUUGGGGGUUAGAAGCUGUUCAGGGUCCUGUUGGUUCCAGACUUGGUGCAUCGGUACCGCUUGCCGUGCCGUAGCAGAGAGAACAGUUUAUGACUUGUGUGGCUGGAGUCUUUAACAAUUUUUAGGGCCUUCCUCUGACACCGCCUGGUAUAGAGGUCCUGGAUGGCAGGGAGCUCGGCCCCAGUGAUGUACUGGGUCAUACGUACUACCCUCUGUAGCGACUUGUGGUGGAAUGCCAAACAGUUGCCAUACUAAGUGGUGAUGCAGCCAGUCAAGAUGCUCUCAAUGGUGCAGCUGUAGAACUUUUUGAGGAUCUGAGGGCCCAUGACAAAUCUUUUCAGCCUCCUGAGGGGGAAGAGGCAUUGUCGUGCCCUCUUUGCGACUGUGUUGAUGUGUGUGGACCAUGAUAGUUCCUUAGUGAUGUGGACACCGAGGAACUUGAAGCUCUCCUGAACAACUGAGCUUGUGGUUGGUGUGUGUGUGUGUGUGUGUGUGUGUGUGUGUGUGUGUGUGUGUGUGUGUGGAAGGGGAAAGGUGGGUGGGGCGUGUGCUAUAGCCGUUGCUAUAGCGUAAUGAUGUUAGGGACCAUAUACAUGUAGGAUGGAAUCAUAGGAUGGAAUCACAAGCUGUAAUAAAAAAUAAAUAAUAUCUGCGUGCCUAAAUGUUGAUUUUUUUUUUCCUGCCAGUCCUUGUUAAAGAUAACAAUCCUUCAUAGGAAGUGCCUACAAUAUUACGCAUAUUAAUCAUCAAUUGUGGGAAGGAAUUAAUGUAGGCGGAUAAUCAAUCACCCAUUGAGUGAAUGCGCUUUUCAGAUCAGUUCAGGGUGCAGAGCCAUGGGUGCACACAUUUGUUGAUAUUCAUUGCUAGUUAGUGAGUUAUUAGCCCACUUAUAGGCCAGCAAUGGGGAGUUAUUGCUUCCUACAAGAACAGUCACCUAUUUGGCCCAUGGUGUUACAGACCAACUAAAAAGUCAUUAAUUAAUUUCAAGCCCUUCCUAUUGUAAAAACGUCUUUAAAAGUCUCAUGUAAUGCAGGCCUGCAUUGAACACCACAUAUAGGCUACUGUAGGAUAUAUCAUAGAAAUCAAAAGCUAUUUCCAUGUGAAAAUGUUAUGGGAUUUGCUCCAUUGGUUUUGUUGGUAGGCCUACAUUAUGCUCAAAUAGCCACAAUAGUCUAUUGGCUACUGUCUAAAACUGUAAGGGUACAGCCUCAGUGUUCACUGUAAAGGCGCGCCGGAAGUUGCACAAAAUUCUCACAACGUUCAAGUUUCCGCUCACAAGACCUCAAAUUUGCUCAGUGCCCCAAAAUUAGAGGGAACAUUGGUCCCAUCUCUCAAGGGCCCUAGGAUCCAUGUGUACGGGGGUGGUCUGCCAGUCACAGGGACGAGACCCCUACCUGGGAAGGGGGGCGUUUUUUUGCGGGAGGGAAAUUGGAGGACAACUGGAGGUCUCCUUAGAGCCAGUUGUAACUACAGUAUGUUUAGCAGGGCAUCUAUCAUGGUACAGCUUCGUGGAUUCUGGUGCUACUGGUAGGUAUGGAUAAGUACCUCAAAAUGGUGGCUAGGAUAGUGGUAAGUAUCUAAAAUAUAACCCAUCAUGGUAAUUGGUGAAUUGAGGAUAGCUAGCUAUAAUUCCAAUGGUUUAGCUGAUAAUAGGAAAAUAAGAGCAGUUUUUACAUAGUUAAAGGAAAAUGAUGACCAGAUUUAUUGAUUACAGGAAACUCAUUCAAUAUAUUCUGACGAAGUGGCCUGGGAAAAAGAGUGAGAUGGUCAAAUCUAUUUCUGUCACGGGCUAAAGAAUUCAAAAGGUGUUAUGUAGAAAUUCAUGUAGAGGUCUGUAAUAAAAAUUACAGACCUCUACAUGCUUUGUAAAUAGGAAAACCUGCAAAAUCGGCAGUGUAUCAAAUACUUGUUCUCCCCACUAUAAAUGACAAACUGUCGGACACACAAAAAGAGAGACUGAUCUCUCGACUACUGAAGCAGGAGCCAGGGGGGCAAUACAAAGACCCAGUCUCUAAAAAAAAAAAAUGGAGGCCUCCUCACCAUUUAAAUUGCUCAUAGAAUAAGAAAGGUCCUACAGGACAUUAUUCAUCACGAUCAGACGGGAUUCUUAAAAGGAAGAUAUAUGGGAGACAACAUUUGAUACCUACUAGAAAUAAUGGAAAACUAUUAGAAUGCAGGUAUAAUAUUUAUAGCAGAUUUUGAGAAAGCAUUUUAUACACUACGUCUAGAAUCUGUUUAUAAGUGCCUGGAUUUGAUCAACUUUGGAGAAUCUCUCAUAAGAUGGGUAAAAGUCAAGUACAACGAUCCUUUAUGUAAAAUAAGAAAUAACGGUUACUUCUCUGAGAACUUUGAAUUGUCAAGAGGUGUAAAAUAAGGUUGCCCUCUGUCGCCAUACCAAUUUUUUAUGGCCAUUGAACGGUUAUCUUUAAAAAUCAUAUCUAAUGAUAACAUUAAGUGGUAAAAAUGUAUGGAUUAGAGACAAAAGUAUCAAUGUACGCCCAAUGAUUCAAAUUCUUGAGUCCUCAAUCUUCAACAUUGAAAGGGCCUCAUUGAGGACCUGGAUAAUUUCUCCAGUUUCUCUAGACUAAAACCCAACUAUGAUAGUGUACUAUUAAUGGAUUGGGUCUCUAAAAGAUAGAAUUGCCAUGGGCGGAUGGUGAAGUCGAUGUGCUUGAUGUACAUAUCCCAGAAAAGUUGAGCGAUCUUGCAACUUAACUUUGAUAGAAAACUUAGCAAAAUAGAUAGAAUCUUGAAGCUAUGGAGAGGGAAACGCCUAUCCAUUUACGGGAACAUUACCCUGAUUAAUUCUCUAGUGAAAUCGCAGUUUACAUAUUUAUUCAUGUCUCUACCGACUCCAGGAGAAUCGUUUUUCAAAUCAUGCGGGAAUUUUUUUGGAAUGGCAAACCAGUUAAACAAGCAUAUUUAUAUAACAAACACGAGUUUGGAGGGUUAAAACUAUUAAUUAUUAAGGCAUUAAACCUCUCUCUUAAAGCGUUCAUUGUACUGAAAUGUUAUCUAAAUCCAAACUGGGGCCCAUCCUAUGUUUAAGAGUGGUGUCUGCCUUUUUGCAGAUUAAAAAGGUGGAUUCGGUGGAUUGACAAUGGAAAAGGCAGAUCUAAUUUUACAGCAAAUUACAGGGCCUUAGGAAAUAUUCAGACCCCUUGACUUUUUCCACAUUUUGUUAGGUUACAGCGUUAUUCUAAAACUGAUUAAAUUGUUUAGUUUUUUAUCCCUCAUCAGACUACACACAAUACCCCAUAAUGACAAAGCAAAAACAGGUUUUUAUACAUUUUUGCUAAUUUAUGAAAAAAGAAAACGGAAAUAUCACAAUUAGAUAAGUAAAUGACCCUUUACUCAGUACUUUGUUGAAGCGCCUUUGACAGCGAUUACAAUCUUCUUUGGUAUGACGCUACAAGCUUGGCACACCUGUAUUUGGGGAGUUUCUCCCAUUCUCUGCAGAUCCUCUCAAGCUCUGUCAGGUUGGAUGGGGAGCGUCGCUGCACAGCUUUUUUCAGGUCUCUCCAGAGAUGUUCGAUCCAGUUCAAGUCCGGCCUCUGGCUGGGCCACUCAAGGACAUUCAGAGACUUGUCCUGAAGCCACUCCUGCGUUGUCUUGGCUGUGUGCUUAGGGUUGUUGUCCAGUUAGAAGGUGAACCUUCGCCCCAGUCUGAGGUCCUGAGCACUCUGGAGCAGGUUUUCAUCAAGGAUCUCUCUGUACUUUGCUCUGUUCAUCUUUCCCUCGAUCCUGACUAGUCUCCCAGUCCAGGCGCUGACAAACAUCCCCACAGCAUGAUGCUGCCACCACCAUUCUUCACCGUAGGGAUGGUGCCAGGUUUCCUCCAGAUGUGAUGCUUGGCAUUCAGGCCAAAGAGUUCAAUCUUGAUUUAAUCAGACCAGAGAAUCUUGUUUCUCAUGGUCUGAGAGUCCAGGUGCCUUUCGGCAAACUCCAAGCGGGCUGUCAUGUGCCUUUUACUGAGGAGUGGCUUCCGUCUGGCCACUCUACCAUAAAGGCCUGAUUGGUGGAGUGCUGCAGAGAUGGUUGUCCUUCUGGAAGGUUCUCCGAGCUCUGUCAGAGUGACCAUCGGGUUCUUGGUCACCUCCCUGACCAAGGCCCUUCUCCCCCGACUGCUCAGUUUGGCCGGGCGGCCAGCUCUAGGAAGAGUCUUGGUGGUUACAAUCUUCUUCCAUUUAAGAAUGAUGGAGGCCAUUGUGUUCUUGGGGGACCUUCAAUGCUGAAGCAAUUUUUUGGUACCCUUUGUGCGUCGACACAAUCCUGUCUCGGGGUCUCUACGGACAAUUCCUUCGACCUCAUGGCUUGGUUUUUGCUCUGACAUGCACUGUCAAAUGUGGGACCUUAUAUAGACAGGUGUGUGCCUUUCCAAAUCAUGUCCAAUCAAUUGAAUUUACCACAGGUGGACUCCAAUCAAGUUGUAGAAACAUCUCAAGGAUGAUCAAUGGAAACAGGAUGCACCUGAGCUCAAUUUCGAGUCUCAUAGCAAAGGGUCUGAAUACUUAUGUAAAUAAGGUGUCUGUUUUUUUAUUUUUAAUAAUUUGCAAAAACCUGUUUUCGCUUUGUCAUUAUGGGGUAUUAUGUGUAGAUUGCUGAGAAAAUGUUUUGAUUUAAUCAAUUUUAGAAUAAGGCUGUAACGUAACAAAAUGUGGAAAAGGUCAAGGGGUCUAAAUACUUUCCGAAGGCACUGUAAAUGGCUAAACUCCAAUGCACUGACAGAAAGAGAAAAAAAAGGCACAAAAUUCCAAGAAGGAUAUAAUAUUUAUGAAGGAUAUUGUAAACAAGGACGGUAAAGUUAUGUCACACAAGCAACUAACAACAGUGUAUGGAGGUGUAUGCCCAAUGCAAAAUUAUAACCAACUCAUAGCGGCUCUGACACAAAAUUGGAAGAGACAAUUACUUAAAGAAGAAACUAAAUAAUUAGUCUGUUUGCCACCCAUUAAAAAUCAUAAAUGGCUUAAAAUGAUUAGUCUAAAUAAAAAAUUGUAUCAGUUCCACUUAAAGUCAAAAGGUUUGACAGCAAUACUGUAUAACAUUCAAGUCAGUUGGGAACAGGUCUUUGAUGUCCCAAUACCAUGGCAACUGAUAUAUAAAACAACAAUUGACACAUCAAUCAAUUAGUUUCAAUUUAAGCUAUUAUAUACAAUUCUUGCUACACAAAGAAUGCUCAAUAUAUGGGGCAUUUAACAGUCAGCCUAGUGCAGACUCUGCCACAAGGAAAAGGAAUCAAUAGAGCAUCUUUUCUGGUAUUGUCCUUCGGUCAUUCGCUUAAGGAAUCAGGUCCAGGAAUGGUUAUGUCAUAAUAUCAGAGUUCAGAUGGACCUGGAAACUGUAUUGAUAGGGGAUCUGAAAAACCACGAUCAGUCAAUGGGAAAUAUCAUUAUACUCUUGGGUAAAGUAUAUUUUUUUAGGGCAACAUCAGUAGAAAUGUUACAAAUAGUGAGGUUCAGGACCCUCGUAAGACAUCAUAGUAAAAUUGAGGGAUGUAUUGCAAAAGGAAAUAGCAAAAUGGCAUUAUACUGGGAAAUAUGGGUUAAUGAAUAGUGGAUUGGCUGCUGUGGGAGAAAAUCCAGCACAUGUGAAAAUAGCUGUAAGUAGAAGUAUUGUUGUCCGUUAGUUUACUCCAAUCAGGGGAGGGAUGGUAGGGUGGGGGGUAUGAAUAAAAUAAGGGGGAUUAUACAUUUAGCAAACAAUUCAAUUGAUAGAACCCACAAUCUAUCUGCAAUAUUAAAGCUGAUCUAUAAUAAUAAUAAUUCAGUUAAUGUGAUGUGUAUGAGUGGAAAGAGCUAUCUUCUUAGCAAUGCCUGGUCUCUACAGGUGAUCUCGGACUUUGACAUGACCCUCAGCAGAUUUGCCCACAACGGGAAGAGGUGCCCCACCACUCACAGUGAGUACACAGGUCCCCAUCACCAAGACUUGGGUCGUGUUCAUUAGGCACCAAGGGAAGAAAACAGACAGCCCUGGAUUUGUCCAAUAAGAAACUCAUUUUCAUUUUUCCUUACAAAACGUUUUCUGUUGUGUGACGUAAUGAACACUACCCUGGAUCAUUAUAACAAGCGAUUGCGAAAGUAGUUAUUUUGAAGUGCAAGAGAUAUUGUCCCUCAUCAUUUUCUUUCCGCCGUUUAAGAUAUCCUGGAUAACGACUUGCUCAUCAAUGACGCCUCUAAGAAAAUGGUGAGUACAAUCACACAACCAGGAGAGGACUAGAGAAAGUUAUGUGUUCCUCUGAUGAGACAGUAGGAAAAAGCAUGAAGUAAAUUCUCUAUUGAGAUAUUAUGUUGUGUGUAUGUUGUCUCUCUCACACGUUUAUUCCCUUCUAUGUAGAUUAGGGAGUUGUUGAAUACCUACUACCCCAUUGAGAUCGAUGCAACUCGCACCGUCGAGGAGAAGCUUCCUCACAUGGUGGAGUGGUGAGUGGCUGACAGAAUCCACCUCGCACUACACCUAAACAUAUUCAGCCUCUUUUUCUGCUUUCAUGCUAAAAAGUGUUCAUUUUUAAUAACAGAGAGAUGUCUACAGUACAGUUGAAUCUAAUUUCCAUUUUUUAUGUGUAUGUUAGUUCGCUAAGUGGUCGUUUAAGUGGCACACUAACGCAGUGUCCUGGGCUUUUCAUUGCAGGUGGACCAGUGUCCAUGAGCUACUGAUCCAACAGAAGAUCAGGAGGGACCUGCUGGCUCAGGCAGUGAAGCAGUCCAGUGCCAUGCUCAGGUCAGAUCACUGUAGGACUCUACUCUACUACCACAUAUCUACAACACAAAAUCCAUGUGUACAUGUGUGUAUAGUGCGUAUGUUAUGAUGUGUGUAUGCGUGUGCCUGCGUGUGUCUCUUCACAGUCCCCGCUGUUCCAUAAAGUGUAUUUUUAUCUGUUUUUUAAAUCUAAUUUUACUGCUUGCUGAGGAGUAUUUCUGUCUGUAAUAAAGCCCUUUAGUGGGGAAAAACUCAUUCUGAUUGGCUGGGCCUGGCUCCCCAGUGGGUGGGCCUGGCUCCAAAGUGGGUGGGCCUAUGCCCUCCCAGGCCCACCCAUGGCUGCGCCCCUGCCCAGUCGUGAAAUCUAUAGAUUAGGACCUAAUUUAUUUAUUUCAAUUGACUGAUUUCCUUAUAUGAACUGUAACUCACCAAAAUCUUUGAAAUUUUCCUGAAUCCCUCUUUGUGGCACCAGACCACACGACUGGACAGUAGUCCAGGUGCGACAAAACUAGGGCCUUGUAGGAGCUGCCUUGUUGAUAGCGUUGUUAAGAAGGCAGAGCAGCGCUUCAUUAUGGACAGACCUCACUCCAUCUUAGCUACUGUUGCAUCAAUGUGUUUUGACCAUGACACUUUACAAUCCAGGGUUACUCCAAGCAGUUUAGUCUCCUGAACUUGCUCAAUUUCAACAUUAUUCGUUACAAGAUUUAGUUGAGGUUUAGGGUUUAGUGAAUGAUUUGUCCCAAAUACAAUGCUUUUAGUUUUUGAAAUAUUUAGGACUAACUUAUUUCCUGCCGCCCAUUCUGAAACUCACUGUAGCUCUUAAGUGUUGCGGUGAUUUCACAUGCUGUGGUAGCUGACUCAGAGCCAGUGGCAGGUCAUUAGUAAAGAUUGAAAAAAAGUAAGGGGCCUAGACAGCUGCCCUGGGGAAUGCCUGACUCAUGUUGGUGAGGCUUCCAUUAAAGAACACCCUCUGUGUUCUGUUAGACAGGUAACUCUUGAUCCACAACACAUACGUUUUUCCAGCAGCAGACUAUGAUCGAUAAUGUCAAAAGCUGCACUGAAGUCUGCUCCCCCAAUCCUAACCUUACCCAUUAGUAGGGAAAAUGCAAAACUGACCCAAUGUCAGCGUCAAGGGGCAACUUCACCCUACUCCCAACACACCCACACUAUGCUCAGUAUUAAAAGCGAUAGUUCACUAUUUUGAAGUUUAAAGAGCGACUGCCUUUAAAAAUCAACAAAUCCCUUUGAAAAUAGCCUAUAUAAGUCAAAAACAGUUUUUAUAGUGUCAGAAUUGACUACAAAGUGUAAAUAGGAUAAUUUUGGUCAUAAAGUCAGUCUUGUCUGAAACAGAUUUUGGAACAGCCGUGUGUCACAACGGGUUAAUGAAGGUUGGGUUUUGAUUUGACGAUGUCCAUUUGCCCACUAACAUGGGGUGAACAGCUGCGGUGAUUGCUCCAAUACAUAGACAGUGAGACAGACCUGCCCAGUAGUUUCAACUUUGUUUACAUAAUCACAAAAACAUUUACUUGAGAAAUACUGCACCAAACACGUUAUUUAGUUGUAAAAUAGUGCAACAAAAAAAAACUAAAACAUCUGCAUGAAAAAUUUCAAAACUAAUUACAGAUUUCUUGAGUCAUCUUAGAUUCAUUCUGGGGAUUUUGAGGAAGUGAAAUAUGCUGCCCCGUCAACAGUGUCUCAUGGGGGACAAACAUCAUUAACCAAACACGGAAUCGGUCAGGAAAUACCUAUUUUGUUGCAUUACAACCUGUAAUUUAAAUGGAUUUUUAUUUGGAUUUCAUGUAAUGGACAUACACAAAAUAGUGAAAUGAAAAAAAUAACUAAAAAUUCUCUAAAAUAAAUAACGGAAAAGUGGUGCGUGCAUAUGUAUUCACCCCCUUUGCUAUGAAGCCCCUAAAUAAGAUCUGGUGCAACCUAUUACCUUCAGAAGUCUAAGUGACACAUGAUCAAUCUAAGUGACACAUGAUCUCAGUAUAUAUACACCUGAUCUGAAAGGCCCCAGAGUCUGCAACACCACUAAGCAAGGGGCACCACCAAGCAAGCGGCACCAUGAAGACCAAGGAGCUCUCCAAACAGGUCAGGGACAAAGUUGGGGAGAAGUACAGAUCAGGGUUGGGUUAUAAAAAAAUAUCAAAGUUUGAACAUCCCACGGAGCACCAUUAAAUCCAUUAUUAAAAAAUGGAAAGAAUAUGGCACCACAACAAACCUGCCAAGAGAGGGCCGCCCACCAAAACUCACGGACCAGGCAACGAGGGCAUUAAUCAGAGAGGCAACAAAGAGACCAAAGAUAACCCUGAAGGAGCUGCAAAGCUCCACAGCGGAGAUUGGAGUAUCUGUCCAUUAGACCACUUUAAGCCGUACACUCCACAGAGCUGACUUUAUGGAAGAGUGGCCAGAAAAAAGCCUUUGCUUAAAGAACAAAAUAAGCAAACAUGUUUGGUGUUCGCCAAAAGGCAUGUGGGAGACUCCCCAAACAUAUGGAAGAAGGUACUCUGGUCAGAUGAGACUAAAAUUGAGCUUUUUGGCCAUCAAGGAAAACGCUAUGUCUGGCGCAAACCCAACACCUCUCAUCACCCGAGAACACCAUCCCCACAGUGAAGCAUGGUGUUGCCAGCAUCAUGCUGUGGGGAUGUUUUUCAUCGGCAGGGACUGGGAAACUGGGCAGAAUUGAAGGAAUGGGGGGGGGGGGGGGGGGGGGGGGGGGGGUGAAUAGUUAUGCACGCUCAAGUUUUUGUUUUUUUUGUCUUCAAAGUGGUAUGCAUGUUGUGUAAAAUCAAAUGAUACAAACCCCCCAAAAAAUCCAUUUUAAUUCCAGGUUGUAAGGCAACAAAAUAGGACAAAUGGCAAUACUUUCGCAUGCCACUGUACUUUCGCAAGCCACUUUACAAGACUGAAAUCUAGUUUUUCUAAUGAGCAACAGAAAAACACACGUGCAAAUCAGUGUGUUCAGUGGCUCUUUAACCUUAUAUUCCAUUCACCUAGGGUGGUGUAGUCCCGUGUAGCUCAGUUGGUAGAGCAUGGCGCUUGCAACGCCAGGGUUGUGGGUUCGAUUCCCACGGGGGACCAGUAUGAAAAUGUAUGCACUCACUAACUGUAAGUCGCUCUGGAAAAGAGCAUCUGCUAAAUGACUAAAAUGUGGUGUUGAUUGAUUUAAGUCAAUUAGCUGGUUAUUUAGCUGGAUCCAACAUCUCUAUGUUAGCAUUUGUAGUGCUACUAGAAAUGCUAGUGGAAACGGAUUAUCUUUAUUGGUUACAGGACGAUAAGAAUAGAAAGAGGGAUACUGAUGAAGAGGAGAAUUAGCAAUGUUGAUGAUAUUUCCCCCUCCCUGUCUCUGUAGGGAGGGCUACAAGGUGUUCUUCGAUAGGCUGCAGGAGCAGCAGGUUCCUCUGUUGAUCUUCUCGGCCGGCUUGGGGGACAUCCUGGAGGAAGUGAUCAGACAGAACCACGUCUUCCACCCCAACGUCCACGUCAUCUCCAACUACAUGGACUUUGACCAGAGCGUACGUUUCUUUCUUUACUGUUUGGUUAAUUUUGACAUUUCAAACCAGUCUAAUUAUGUGUAGUAUGAUGUGUGCCUAAUGCAGCGUUUCCCAAACUUGGUCCUGGGGACCCCAAGGGGGGGAACGUUUUGGAUGUUGCCCUAGCACUACACAGCUGAUUCAAAUAAUGAACUUGUCAAGCUUUGAUUAUUUGAAUCAGCUGUGUAGUGCUAGGGCAACAUCCAAAACGUUCCCCCCCUUGGGGUCCCCAGGACCAAGUUUGGGAAACGCUGCAUUAGGCACACAUCAUACUACACAUAAUUAGACUGGUUUGAAAUGUCAAAAUGUGCAACCCUUGGGGUCCCCAGGACCGAUUUUGGGAAACACUGGCCUAAUGCCUAUGGAACUGCUAAAGUGAUAGUUCCCUCACAUUAUAAAAUUACAUAUUGGUGUCCUGAUAGCAGUCUAUGGACAGGGACAUACAGCAAUCCACACUUUGGUUUUGUUUACCUGACCACUUUCACCUGAUCACUUCCUGCAGGGUGUACUGCGGGCAUUCAAAGGCCAGUUGAUCCACACGUUCAACAAGCGAGAGGGCGCUCUGCUCCACGCGGCCCACUUCAGGGAGCUCCAGGAGCGGCCCAACGUGCUGCUGCUAGGGGACUCUCUUGGAGACCUCACCAUGGCCGACGGGGUGGUCCACACUCAGCACACCCUCACCAUAGGCUUCCUCAAUGACCAGGUGGGUGUUGAGGGGUGCUGUAUUUGUCUUUAUAUUGCCUUUUGCAAACCUGGAAGUGGUGAAGAUUUAAAGGAAAGGGAGUCCGUUUUGUAUAGGAACUUUGAAAGGACAUACAGUUGACUUCCGAUAAUUGUACAUUACCCACACACCCACUUAAAAGCCAGAAGUACACUUACUUGCACUAAACUUCAUGAAAUAUUCCUUCAAUCUGUUAGUGCUGCUCACCUGUAUUCCUAACCGUGUAUGUAAGGUGUUGAAACCCUGUUUUAGCUGGAUAUUAGGGUGGCAGGUAGCCUAGCGGUUAAGAGCAUUGGGCCAGUAAACGAAAGGUCGCUGGUUUGAAUUCCUAAACCGACUAGAUGAAAAAUCUGUCGAUGUGCCCUUGAGCAAGGCACUUAACCCUAAUUGCUCCUGUAAGUCGCUCUGGAUAAGACUAUAAUGUAAAAAUGUACUGACUGGGCCUGGCUGCUGUUCCGUUUGGUCAGGUGGAGGAGAGGAAAGAGUCUUACGUCAACUCAUACGACAUCGUCCUGGUCAAGGACGAAAGCAUGGACGUCCCCAACGCAAUCCUCAACUACAUCACCACUGCGCCGGCUAAGUGA